GUUCAUUCAGCCACCUUCAGCUCGUCUAGGCAUGCAUCCACCAGACACCGCCAUACAAUAUGAUCCAGUUAGGCACGCUGUGGCUAAGCAGGCAGUGACGUGUCACCGUCCACGGGUGCGGCACAAAUCUUCAAGAGUCUACCAUUUGCCUUGAUUCAAACUUCAAGGCUUUCCGCAAUCUUAUUGCCACGGCAGCUUCGGUUGAUCUGACAAAUUUCAUCACGAAAUCAAGCUCGAAGCAAAGGGCAACACCGUGUAUAAUGCGGCUUUGGAGCAUACUGGUGACAAUCGCUUAACAAAGUCAUUACGGGGGAUUUGAUCUACGCCAUACAAGAUGACAUUGGGCCUUCUCAAUGACCCUCAGCACGCCGCUUAUUUCUUCAUCACCAUUUUCCUCAUGCCCUUCGCAGUCUUGGCCGUCUUGCUUCGAUUCCUCGCAGUUAGGCGUUCGUCUAUGCAUCAUCAAUCCGAAGACUGGCUCGCACUCGCUUCGCUUUUUCUUUAUCUUGUUUUUGAUGGCGUCACUUUGGCCGUGGACAUAAUUGGGGAAGGUCGAGAUAUAUCAGGUCUCAUCAAGGACCCAGAAGAUCUUAUGCCAGUGAGAAAGCUCAUGUAUUCGGCACUUUGGGCCUACGUUUGGCAGCAGCUGUUUGCCAAAUUAAGUAUCAUGUGCUUAUACUAUCGUCUCUUUCAUGUCAACCAUAGGUUUCGUCUUUGCAUUUACGCGCUCGUGAUCUACCAUAUCGCGUGGGUCAUUAUAGUGUCUGUUAUGCUAAGUUUGUUCUGCCAGCCACUGGGAAAAUUCUUCGACCCACUCGUCCCCGGACAAUGUAACGGGGAAAUCACAUUCGUUGCCGUGACGGAAACCAUCAACUCGUUUGGCGACUUCUUGCUUGUCGCCUUGGCCAUGUAUAUGGUCCGCAUUCUUCAUCUGUCCAAAGUCAACAAGUGGCGGCUAAGAAUUCUCUUCGGAUCCGGAGCUCUUGCUGGAAUAAUAGGAUUUUUGAAAAUUGGCCUGUCCUUCAAUAGGUCAUGGUCUUUCAACGAGGCUUCCCUCUAUGUAUUUACGAUGGUGGCCAUCUGGUCCAAUGUUCAGGCAGCAGUAUGCAUUGUUUGCUGCUGCGCACCUGUCUACAAGCCAGUACUUCCUGGGUCAAGUUUUUGGAGCCGCUUCACAUCCAAAGCGAGCUUUGGCUAUCUCAAGAGGGGCCAAUACCACCCACAUGGCUCAAAUACUUCACCAAGCACCUCGAGCACUAAGCCAAGGGAGCCAAGCUGUGAGCACGAGGAGCAGGGGUGGCUAGCCCGCAAUGAAGGCAGCUCUCAGGGUCUUGUUUGGGCUGAGCCGAAGGGGUGUCAAUGCAAUGGUAUCAGCGCGCCCGGGGUCGUGUAUCCUCUGGAGGUAAUAAAGGUGCAGAGAGACAUCGAGGUGCUGCGUUGAACUUGGUACUUUGACUCGUUGUCUAUCAUGGAGUGUGACAAAAGUUUGGUCAGGCAGCAGGGUUCCGGCACCACUUUGGGAUUUGGAAGUAGUAGUUGGCGAAAUCCCAAGUACGGUUGUAACCAACACCACAUAUUCAAGAUCCUGUCUUGAGUGGUUCAGUUCCCUCCUCUCAUAGCUACCGCCUCUUAACUCCUCCUUCUAAGAUUUUUACCCUUUCAACCUCCUACACUCCAACCUGCCUAACUACCCCCGCGCCUCCGAACUUCUUACAUACUCCAGGGUACUGAAUCUUCCAUCCUCUCUGUCUCACAUCCUAUUAAUCUUCCAUCCU
This is a messenger RNA of Diaporthe batatas, 1775 nucleotides long. RefSeq lists its product as uncharacterized. NCBI's taxonomy places the organism in Eukaryota, Fungi, Ascomycota, Sordariomycetes, Diaporthales, Diaporthaceae. The record is from RefSeq and is a predicted model, not a curated record. Bases 335 to 1441 code for a protein of 368 amino acids. The transcript has 4 exons.